GACCAGUGUUGUAAAGGGCUCCGACCACAACGUGCCGAAUAUAAACAACAUCAAAAUAUUUAAAUAUAAUGGGAUUCCGUGUUUUGGAACUGUUCAGCGGCAUUGGGGGCAUGCAUUAUGCCUUUAACUAUGCUGGGUUGGAGGGAACAAUUGUGGCCGCCAUGGAUGUCAACACAGUGGCCAAUGCGGUGUAUUCGUCCAACUUCCCAGGCACAGAUGUGAAGACAAGGAAUAUUCAAAGUCUCAGCGAGAAGGAGGUCAGAAAGUUGGGGGCCAACAUGCUGCUCAUGUCCCCGCCCUGUCAGCCGCACACCCGCCAGGGCCUGCAAAGAGACACGGAGGACAAGCGCUCGGAUGCACUCACCCAUUUGUGCACCCUCAUUCCGCAAUGCGAAACCCUACAGUAUGUGCUGAUGGAAAAUGUCAAGGGAUUCGAAUGCUCUCAGGCCAGAAAUCACUUCGUUGAAGCGUUGGAGACGGCUGGAUUCUUUUGGCGGGAGUUUAUACUGACGCCCACACAAUUUAAUGUGCCAAACACUCGCCAUCGCUACUACUGCAUUGCUCGCAAGACCGCAGACUUUGCCUUUGCUGGAGGCAAGAUCUGGGAGGAAAUGCCCGACAGAAAAGCAGCCGCCGAUCAGCCUGUAACAGUCAAAAUCUCCGACAUCAUUCAGGACAACGUGCCCUGUGACUUUAGUGUGCCUGACGAUGUUCUAGCCAAGCGUGUGAUGGUCAUGGACAUAAUACAUCCCACACAGAAUAGAUCCAUGUGCUUCACCAAAGGAUAUACGCACUACACCGAGGGCACGGGCUCGGUCUUUACACCGCUCCCUGCGGAGCAGUCCCAUCGUAUAUUUGAAUUAGUGAAAGAAAUUGACAAUAACAAUCCGGUUACCAGCAGUCCUGAGGAUGUGCGGCUGCAGCGUUCGGAGCUCCUACGACAAUUAUACCUGCGCUACUUCACGCCUCGGGAAGUGGCACGCCUGAUGAGUUUUCCCGAAGACUUUGGCAAUGCACCUGAAACGACAAAUCGACAAAUGUACCGGCUGCUCGGCAACAGCAUUAAUGUUAAAGUUGUUGGUGAAUUGAUUAAACUGUUGACCGCAACAGAACAGUAGAACAAAAAAAGAAUAUUUUCUAAUAGUUGUCGCAUGGGUCGAAA
Drosophila guanche is the source of this 1162-nucleotide messenger RNA. It is a transcript of the gene Mt2, whose product is annotated as tRNA (cytosine-5-)-methyltransferase. Gene Ontology annotation, molecular function: methyltransferase activity. The record is from RefSeq and is a predicted model, not a curated record. The transcript has 2 exons. The coding region runs from base 69 to 1118 and encodes 349 amino acids. NCBI's taxonomy places the organism in Eukaryota, Metazoa, Arthropoda, Insecta, Diptera, Drosophilidae.